This is a messenger RNA of Rhincodon typus (whale shark), 1533 nucleotides long. RefSeq lists its product as uncharacterized. Gene Ontology annotation, cellular component: ciliary transition zone; MKS complex. Gene Ontology annotation, biological process: cilium assembly. NCBI's taxonomy places the organism in Eukaryota, Metazoa, Chordata, Chondrichthyes, Orectolobiformes, Rhincodontidae. The record is from RefSeq and is a predicted model, not a curated record. The coding region runs from base 32 to 889 and encodes 285 amino acids. The transcript has 5 exons.
GGGCGGGGAGAAGAGACGGUUGGCUCUGGAAAUGGCAAUCGGGGAGGUGCUCCCGUCCUGGGUACUGUUGCUUCUCCUACAGCUACCGUCUAUCCAGACUGUAAUCCUCUCCAUGCCUUUCCAAACCGCGAAACAGUGCACCAAGCGAGAGUAUUUUGAUAUUUCCCGAAUGGUGUGCAGGCCGUGUGGCGCCGACCAGCAGUCAAGUAGCGAUGGUACAUCGUGUGUGUGUCUUCCUGGUUACAAAUUAGUCUCGAACAAUGGUGGGCCUUUCAUUAAAUGUAAAAAAUGCCCUGCUAUAUAUUCAGCAGUCACCCAAGAUGGAUGGAGCUGUAUUAGAUGUCCUCCAGGUGCCAUUGUAGAUAAUCAUGGAAAAUGUCAGUGUCCAAUGGGAUAUAUCCUGGCAGGAAUUCAGUCACCCAGGGCCCAGAUGACACACUGGAGCUGCAAUCUGCCUCCUGCCAUACAGCAGCUAUCCCCAUGUAAGGCUGUGCAGGCUACCACUACCUCUAGCACAUUUCCAGAAACAACAGAACUGCCUUGGCUGAGUUGGACAGCCACCUCUCCAUUUCCUUUUGUGGCCUGCUGGGUAUUGACAAUGAUUGAAUUUGGCAGCCCACUCCACUUGGUGCUAUCUGGAACAGCAGACACCCCAUAUCUCUGUUGGCUUAACAAGACAGGAGAACCACUGAACUCCGUCCAGACCAGAGUGGCAUCAUCCUCUGCCUCCAGUGCUAACAACACCGAUCAGCUCCCACAUGCUGCCCGCCAGCCCAACCACAGUCUGCUUCAGAAAGCCCACAGUACAGCCACCAAAAUGGAGGACACAGGGGCAGAAAUACCAGAGAACCAGGCACAACUGACACAUCACUGGCCAAAAGGACGGUAGAGGAAGGACAAGGCCCCUGUGGUCAAGCUUCCACAGGCCCAAAAUUGUACAUUCUAAAUUGCCCCAUAACUGGAGAAAUCAGGCCAGACAGAAAAUUAGCCAAACUAAAUUAAACAGCAGCCAACAGCUAUUGACUACAGAGAACAGUGGAAACCAAGACCAAAGAGAUUAUAAAGAUUCAAGGCGAACCAGUUACAUCCAUUCUGAGGGUUGUGUACUGAAGAAGUGUCGAUCAGACUUUCUGGCAUCUUGACUUCCUGAGUACGUGCACUUUACACCUCCUGGUAUGGCAACAGUGAAGGGUGUUGAUGCAAGCUUAUUGGAUAAUUUGAACCUAGCUCAUGACUCCAUUGGCCAAGCACCUUAGAACAUUCUGGAUGAUCUGAGGUAAAGGGAAUAAGAAGCUACACCUGAAUGCCACCCUAUCAGUGGAGACAUAUCCUGAUCCACCAUUGGAGCUACAACCACCUGGAGGGUGAGAGAGAGAGAGAAGGAGAAAGAAGAUCUGCCCUGACCCCUGCACAACCCACCUUCAAGUGGAAAGGCAUCUUAAUGGACCACCAUUAAAAGAAGCACAGUGUGAACUAUGUUAUGAUACUGCCCCAUCUUUCUCUACGCCAGACUUUUCUGCAAAACUGUACGUA